Messenger RNA from Trematosphaeria pertusa, 2944 nucleotides. RefSeq lists its product as uncharacterized. The transcript has 2 exons. The record is from RefSeq and is a predicted model, not a curated record. The coding region runs from base 186 to 2654 and encodes 822 amino acids. Gene Ontology annotation, molecular function: protein binding. Lineage: Eukaryota; Fungi; Ascomycota; Dothideomycetes; Pleosporales; Trematosphaeriaceae.
CGUAGUUUGACAUCUCCUAGGCAUUCACGAAGCUGGCGUACAUGAGCCGCAUUGCUAGAAUUUUCCGCUGUCAUCAGCAUCUCAACGUUUCUUGUUUUCGCCCGGCCCCGAGAGCCUUUCGCGCCGUUCGUUCUCAAAGGUACCUGUUUGCCGUGCACUGCCCAGCCUUCCCAGUCCCAACGAAUAUGUCGGGAACAGCCAGAAAACGAGCGGCAAGCACUACUGGAGCGUCCUCGAGCGGAGACCAGCGCGGAAAAAGACAGCGGCUUCCUGCGACGUGCGAAUGGAUCCUGCGCGAGGCAGCCUACCGAAGUUGGAAGGACAUUGAGAAUGUUGAAUCACCUGUCCUUUGGAUCCACGGUCCCCCAGCCUGCGGUAAAACGUUCCUCACGCAGUUCAUCCUCGAGGAUAUCCAGCGGGAGGAGACAGGAGCGGUAACACUGGCAACACUGUCCUACUUCUGCGACGCAAACUCUACUCCCGCAUCGGUACUCCGAUCGUUCCUCGUCCAGCUUCUGCAGUCUCGGGCACUGGCGGACAGAGACCGAGCCAUUAUUACCGAAUUCGCUGCUGAGGUUGCGCCCGGCGACGACGUUUUGCCUUUGGAUGAGACAUAUAGGCUAUGGGACGCAUUCUCCAGCGUCAUUCCUGAUCUUGACUGUGUACGCAUUGUCAUCGACGGCCUAGACGAGCUCCCGGAUAACAAUGCGCAACCCUCGGCUUUUGACCUCCCUUCCAGGCUGGCAGACUUGGCGCGAAGUCAUGCCGCGGUUACGAAACUGCUCCUCUCAAGUCGUACGGUGUCAAAUAUCCGAAGAGCGACAGCGGGCUCUGCCAGUAUUCCUGUGACAGCUGCCUCAGUCCAGGAAGACUUGGAGCUCUUCAUCCAAACCGAACUUGCGGAGCACCCAGGAUUGAAUCCAUGGAGACGUAGCGUCUGUGCCGCUGUAUUGGAGCAGGCUGAAGGCAACUUCAUCUGGGCCGUUCUUGCGGUGAAGAAGCUGGCCGAGGAAGCUCCUCUUUCCGCUUCGCUCGAAGAUGAGGAACAGUUCUCAGAAAGCCUGAAGAGCAUACCCGCCUCCCUCGACGACCUAUACCUUUCGGUGUUCUCAAAGCAAGCCGCAGGCCUUACCAGAAGCCAGGUUUUGCUUCGUGAUCAGAUUCUCCGAUGGAUCUUGUUUGCGGUUCGCCCACUAAGUCUUGUCGAAACAGCCAAUGCCAUCGACGUUGAGUCAAAUGCCUUCAUUCAAGAUCUUGAGGCCCAGGCAAUCGAGGUCUGUGGCUCGCUCAUCAAGAUCGAGAACGGCGUCCUGAAGCCCGUCCACCACUCAUUACGCGAGUUCCUCCUGAGAGACCACCCGGCGCAAAAAGAAAUACUGAGCGUCGAGCGAGGAUCCAGCAAUCUAAGGAUUGCCAAGUCCCUCGUAACGUAUCUCGCCCAUCCUUCUUUUUCCAGCAUUGAGGACCCUCUAAACAGCGCGCACUUUCCAACCACACACCCGCUUGCGGAGUACGCGAGCCUCUACUGGGUUUAUCAUGUCAGCAAUGCCGCCUAUGACACAAACCUGCAGGCUUCCAUCAGUCAGUUUUUCAGCAAACCCACGAACUGGGUGGAAUGGGCAGACAAAUUACUGCCCCACUUUCUUCCACGGUCAAGGUUGCAGAUUCCGCCACGCCCGUUCAAUACAGCUCGCUUCCUCCACCUCUUCAUUUUGAAAGCGCAGCUCGUCUCCUACUUCAAAGAGCCGGAAAAGACAGCAUUUGCAAACAUGGUGGAGGAUUCGUUGCGGCUCACCUAUGAAAGCUUCGUGGCCCAAGCCCAGUCAAAGUCGGGCCCCGAGAGCCUUGAAGCGGUGCGUCGUCUGCUCGAUCUUGCCGAGGUAUACAGCUGGCUGCCGAAAUACAAGUCUCAGGGACUGGCCCAGCUACAGGCUGCUUCGUUCAUUAUCUCUGGGGCUUCUGAGCCGGGUGCCCCAGAUCUGGGCAUUACAGUAUCCCAGGCACUGGCGGAUGAUUACAAGCGCGCAGGGAGGUACAAGGAUGCGCAGCAUAUUCUUGAAGGCCUGAUAUCGAAUGCCCGCCUAUCAUCGAAAGAUCCCAGACAAAUGUUCGCCAUCGACAGUUUAGGCUGGGUGGCUAUGCGACUGGGUGACAUGGAGGCAGCUCAGACCUACCUGGAAGAUGCCAAAACCCUUGCAGCCCAAAUCUACGGCACCCAGUCACCGAUGACUCUUCGCUCAAAGGUGACGCUCGCCGAAGUGCUCGGCAAACUCGGAAGGCAUGAGGAAGCCGAAGCUCUCUGCAGUGAGUUAAAGGAGCAGUUACGCCAGCAUCGCGACGAUGGAGUUCCCCUGCCAAAAGAUAGCAUCUCGCAACUGCACACUUUAGGGGCCAUUUUCAUGCAGGAAGAGAAGUUUCGAGAAGCGAGGGAUACGUAUCGGGUCGUUGUCGAUGACAGGAGGAAGAUAUUCGGCGGCGAGCACGGAAUGACUCUUGGGGCGGAGAUGCAAUUGGGUAUUGCACUGGAGAAGUCUGGGGACCAAGAAGGAGCGAGGAAACUGUUUGAGAAUCUCCUUCCGAGACAGGUUAAGGCGUUGGGAGAGAACCAUCCAGAUGUUAAGCUAGUGAAGGGGGAGUUGGAAAACAUGUGGUAGCAUGCUUAGGGGACUGUACGUUAGGUUCGUCGUGAUACUCAGGGGCAUCAAAUCCAAAGCAACUCAUCCCAAGUGAGACCUGAGCGGGUCGUCUGCUUUGUGGGUCGCGGCCUGAGUGUGAGGGCAGCCGCAAUUUCCGCUCUCCUAGGCAACGCCGGAUCCACAUGCUGGGCAGGUUUUCGGGGUCUUCAUGGCAGCUUCAAUGAAGCCUGAGUGCGGUGGUUGAUAGAUGUAGAGCUUGAGCAGAAAACUCUGAGCUGGGCAGCCCCACCAGGUUAUGUAAUCCUUUU